This is a messenger RNA of Nilaparvata lugens (brown planthopper), 426 nucleotides long. RefSeq lists its product as uncharacterized. Bases 1 to 426 code for a protein of 141 amino acids. The transcript has a single exon. Lineage: Eukaryota; Metazoa; Arthropoda; Insecta; Hemiptera; Delphacidae. The record is from RefSeq and is a predicted model, not a curated record.
AUGUUCACUGAACAAGGAACCUACUGUUGGACAGACAUUCUAACCUCACUUGUUGCACAGUACAAUGGACGAGUUCAUAGAACAAUAGGUAUGCCACCAGCUGAUGUGCAGAAGAAGCAUGAGAAAGUGCUACUCAACCGACUCUGUAAACAGCAUCAAGCCUAUCGAGAAGAGUUGCAGAAGAAGAAUGCAGAGUGUAGAGGUAGGUUCUAUCCAGGUCCUCAUCAGGAUAUUGUGCCAGGUGAUGAGGUGAGAAUCAGCAAGUAUAAAAAGAUGUUUGACAAAGGAUAUCUAGCCAAUUGGACAAAUGAACUGUUCACAGUAAGAUGUGUGCGACCUACAGUGCCUGUAACCUACGAAGUGGAGGACUAUAGAGGUGAACCCAUUGAAGGAGAAGACAAAAGUGCCCAAAGUUUUCGAAAUUGA